Messenger RNA from Phycomyces blakesleeanus NRRL 1555(-), 765 nucleotides. RefSeq lists its product as hypothetical. The transcript has 3 exons. The coding region runs from base 1 to 765 and encodes 254 amino acids. NCBI's taxonomy places the organism in Eukaryota, Fungi, Mucoromycota, Mucoromycetes, Mucorales, Phycomycetaceae. The record is from RefSeq and is a predicted model, not a curated record.
AUGAACCCAACACCAGCUACUACCACCGAAAGCCAUAAGGCUACCCCUGAUUUGUCUCCCAUUGUCAUUGUCCUCAUCGUCUUCGCCAUUCUCGCUGUCAUUGCACUCUUUGCACUUGCCUGGCUCUUCUGUCUCCGACAAAACUUCAAACACAAGCGUCGUUCUACUUCUCCGCCAUCACCCACCUGCCACGACCUUGUUUUUUCAUCUAUACUACAGCAUCCCCCAAAGCCGUUUGUUCCUACUGCAACCAAGAAAUAUAACCGUACAGACCAGACUACAAUGUUUGAAGAUGGGUAUUCAUACUCUAGUCACCAAUCCAACUCCAGAAAACCAGUCGCUACCUACGACAGUACAGAUCCUAUCCUCAUGUCGCUGGCUCGACAGCGAGAAGAAGACAGAGCCGGAUAUUACCGAAGUCCUUCCCGAUUCACGGCUCCAUAUAUUAACAGUGCUAAUAGCAGCAAUACUUCUUCAUUUGUUCCACCUUCCCCCGGAGAGCUCUUGCGUGACGAAGAGGCUGCUACAAUGCAUCGCAUGUCCAUUUCAUCAUAUCAUGUUUGUUGUGGGUCAUCUUCGGCAUCUUUCUCGAAGAUUUAUAUCGAAAGAGAAAAAGCGAGAAAGAGAGAAAGAGAGAUAAAGAAACACAGACAAAGAAGCAUGGGGUUGAAUAAUACAACACAGAGCGUAGUUAAUGCACGAUCAUCUGCAGAUGGUCAAUGCUUCAAUAUGAUGAAAUAUGUCUUGGCUAUUGUCAGAACCUAA